GGGCAUUAGUGGGGGGGGGUUCUUCUUGCUUGCAACUCCCACCGCCUUUGACCCCUUUUCUCUUGUCUUCAGCCCCCCCCCUUCCUUAAGGGUCUCUCCAACCGGGGUGGGGUAGGGGGCUCCCAGGGGCUGACUGCCCUGGGAAUGGGGUGGGGGACGCCCUUUCCCCCCUCUCAGCCCCCGAGGCCGAGGAAGGAGCCGAUCCACCGCUUUCUAGCCCCGGCGGCCGGGAGACGCGCGUUCGCUGGCUCGGAGCCUCUUUCCCGAUGGUGCAGCUGGUAGCGCUGGUUUGGCGAAGGUUGUUGCGGAAGCGAUGGGUGCUGGGCAUCGUCUUCGGGCUGUCCCUCAUCUACUUCCUUAACAGCACCUUCAAGCAGGAAGAGAGAGUGCUGCGGGAUCGGAAUUUCCCCCAAGCUCAAGACGAAAAUCGCCCCAUCGCCUGGAAAGUCCAUUUCAGCUUGGGGAAUAGCAGCCAGCCGAACAAUCAAUGUCGGAAUUCUGUCCAAGGAAAAUUGUUGAUCACGGAUGAGUUGGGCUACAUCUGCGAAAGGAAGGACGUGCUGGUGAACGGGUGCUGCAACGUGGAGGCGCCCGGUGUCAAGUUGUACAGCUGCGACAGCUGCCUGCCCAGCGGAUGUUGCAGUGUCUAUGAGGCCUGUGUGUCCUGCUGCUUACAGCCCAACAAGCAACAGCUCCUUGAGCAUUUUCUAAACCGAGCAGCGGUGGCCUUUCGGAAUCUCUUCAUGGCUGUGGAAGAUCACUUUGAGCUCUGCCUGGCCAAGUGCAGGACCUCCUCCCAGAGCGUGCAACAUGAAAACACCUACCGCAACCCCAUUGCCAAAUACUGCUAUGGGGAAUUCCCCCCAGAUCUUCUGUCGGUGUGAAAGUGCUGGAGAAACUGACUAGGACUUAAAAUGAGACUUGAAGCAUUGGCAGAGAGUGAGAAUUUGGUAACCGGCUGGUUGAGUCCCUUCGGCAAUCCCCAACUUCACCUUCUGAAUUGUUUAGCCUGCUGCCCUGUCUCUGCAGCUGCGAUGUGGAGCAAAACGGGUGGAAAUCGACGAAUAGCUGGAUUCAAAGGUUCGCAUCAUGGGCUCAGCUGAAAUUCGGACCUAAGACUUUCAAGUUCCUCCUCAAUCUCAGUCACGUGGGACCCCUGGUAGAUGGAGAAAGCCAUCGGAAUAGCCAAGAGCACAGACAGGCGUUCUUGAUGGGAACAGCUGAAAGAUUUAUUCAAGCGAUGAGAAGAUACUUGAUGAGUGGUGCGGCGGCCUAGAGGUGGAGCUCUCGCCUCACAUUCAAGGAGGCUGUGAGUUCGAUCCUAGGUAGAGGCAGAUAUUUUUCUCUCUCUGGACAGACUGGGAAUAUAUCUGCCGAACAAAACUCCGCAUUGGCGACAGGAAGGGUAUCCGGCCAUUCAAACACUCUGCUAGCUCCAUUCAGUUGCCCAGAUUCCACCCCGCAAGGGAUUACACGGUCGUUAAAAGACAAUGAUGAAUGAGAAGAUACUUGUAUUAGACCGAUAGGUUUUUGUGAAUCCUGCACUAUACUUCUGUUGACUCCCCUCUAAGGUAAACACAGCAAAGCACUAAUAUGGUUGGCUGGGGAAUUUUGUGAAUUGAAGUCCGCAAGUUGUAAAGUUGCCAGGGUUGGAGAUCCCUGGCUUAGCUGAACCUUCUGGAGCUUGGUCUUUCCAGAUGUGUUGAGGUGCAGCAUCUUCCAUGACCAACUUCUGGGUUCUUUCAUCUCCACAAUCUUUGCAAGGUUUCAGUCUGGGAAAAAGGAUAGAAGGGGACUUGAGGAUGGUUCUUGAUUUAGAAUAUCCCAGAACAGAGUUCUGGAUUCAUCAGAGAAAAGAAGGAGGCGCAUUCUCUCCUUAGAUAGAAAUUUGAACUGGUUGCCUUGAUCUCUGGCCUCCCAUUUCUAAGAUUGGUUGUCAAUUCCCUGAAAGAAGCAUCCGUUUUUAGUAACUGGGUGAUGAGCUUGUCGAUCGAAAGGUCGGCAGUUCAGCGGUUCGAAUCCCUAGUGCCGCGUAACCGGGUGAGCUCCCGUUCCUGGUCCCAGCUUCUGCCAACCUAGUAGUUCGAAAGCAGGUAAAAAAAAUGCAAGUAGAAAAAUAGGGACCACCUUUGGUGGGAAGGGAACAGCGUUCCAUGCGCCUUUGGCAUUGAGUCAUGCCGGCCACAUGACCACGGAGACUCUUCGGACAGUGCUGGCUCUUCGGCUUUGAAACGGAGAUGAGCACUGCCCCCUAGAGUCGGGAACGACUAGCACAGAUGUGCGAGGGGAACCUUUACCUUUUAUGCAUGUUGUACUCUCUUCCGAUUUUCCCAAGCGGAUGUCCUCUCUGUUGGGUCACAGUUCUCAUCAUUCUCAAUAGGUUAUGGCCAUAAAAUGGCAACGGGGUGACCGCAGAGGCUGCGGAAGGCAGAUGGGAGAAGAUUGCAAGAAUUCUUUUGACGUCUGAGAAACACCAAAACUUAAUUAUCAGCGAGCUGGAUUUCAAGACAGGGAGACCUGCUUUUUUGUCUUCCUAUUUUUCUGACUUUCGACAUCGCUUGGAAUAUCGGAGAAAUCGAACCGUCUAGUUACGGGCAAUGGGUCUCUAGGGGAAAGAGCUUUUAAAAAGAUUAGAUAGAUUUGUGGAAAGAGAAGACUAGGUUAUUAAUCAUCAUAGCAUUUUAGUUUGAAGUGGAAAGAGGGGUGUAAACUGUUAGCUUUGCGCUUCUCUGUCUGCUUUAUCACUAAAAAAAAGAAGGCGCUGUAUCGAACCUGAUGGACCAAAGAACACCUCUUAAACGAAACAAUAGACGGAAUUAUUAAGAUUAAGGGAAAAUGUGGUUUCUAUCAUGUUUCUAGGUUGUAAAUUGUAGGAUAAGGUAGUCUUCAACUUUACGACUGUAUUUGGACCUAGAGUUAUCCUGUAAGUCAUUGCAGUCGUUAAGCAGUUCGCCAUCUGACUGCUCUCGAUUUUAGCAGUGGUUGUUAAGCAGAUCCAUUUUAUUCAAUGGGAAACUGGAAAGUAAAUGCCGGAAAACGCACAAAAAGCUUUUGAAAAUUGCAGCCGUGUGACAGCCACGAAUGACUGUAAAUAUGAGCCAAUUGCCAAGCACCCAAAAAUAUGAUCCCAUGACUGCAAGGGGUGGGGUGGGGUCUUCAGAACUUUAAAAAAAUUGGAUUCCAAGUACCUUUCAGAGAACCUGUCGUAACUUGAAACAGUUGCUAGGCAACCGGUUGUUAAGCGAGGACUACCUGUACGGGCAUAAACGUCAAAGGACUUAACGGGACUUGAAGGCUGAGCUGAACUCAUCAUGGCAUCUAGCAGAAUUUAGUUUGAAUGUAACUCCUUCUCGUGUAUUUAGAAGUAAAUGGACACUCCAAGGUUUCCCUGUCAUUUCCCUGCCCUUGUUAACUAUUCUGAACAUUGUUUUGUGAAUUUUUGCAUUGGCCUAAUAAAGGUAUUGCCCUGACAGGUAUACAUCUAA
Pantherophis guttatus is the source of this 3485-nucleotide messenger RNA. RefSeq names its product SREBF pathway regulator in golgi 1 (gene SPRING1). The record is from RefSeq and is a predicted model, not a curated record. NCBI's taxonomy places the organism in Eukaryota, Metazoa, Chordata, Lepidosauria, Squamata, Colubridae. Gene Ontology annotation, biological process: positive regulation of SREBP signaling pathway.